Molecule: messenger RNA, 740 nt
Organism: Diorhabda carinulata
Lineage: Eukaryota; Metazoa; Arthropoda; Insecta; Coleoptera; Chrysomelidae
Gene: Obp73a
Product: general odorant-binding protein 70
Exons: 6
Coding region: 131-670 (179 amino acids)
Molecular function (GO): odorant binding
Source: RefSeq, a predicted model, not a curated record
GGAAAAACGAGAGUAGGUGAAGUCGAAGUUGUAGAAAUUGUGCAAUUUUUCCAAUUAUAUGGUAUUUUUAAAUCACUGUUCAUCAUUCAUGGUUUGGUAGUUCAUUCGUAAAUACUUUAUUGGAAAAAAAAUGUUUUACGCAUCGAUUAUUUUAAUUUUAACCGGUACUGCUACAGUUUUAAGCGCAGAAAUUAAACAGUCUAAUUACACAAAUAAAUGCGAAAUUCCUGCCUCGGCACCGAGGAAGGUCGAAGAAUUUAUAAACCAAUGUCAAGAUGAAAUCAAAUUAGCCAUACUUUCAGAGGCACUAGAGAUUUUAAAUGUGAAUGAGAAUCAUCAUACUCGGGCUAAAAGGGCUGCUUUUAGCGACGACGAGAAAAGAAUUGCGGGGUGUUUACUACAAUGCGUUUAUAGGAAAAUGAAAGCUGUUAAUGAAAAUGGAUUCCCAACUACAGAUGGGCUUGUUGCCUUAUACACUAGUGGUAUUGAACAUAAAGAGUACGUCAGAGCUACCAUAACAUCUGUCAAUAUUUGUUUAAAAAUGGCCGAAAAGAAAUAUUUAGUUUCACCUAAUUCUUUAAAUGAACCUGGUAUAACGUGUGAUGUCGCUUACGAUGUUUUUGAUUGUGUUUCCGAGGAAAUUGGAAAAUACUGCGGACAGACACCGUAAAAAAUAUUUUAAACUAAAAUUAAAGAACUGUUUAUGUAAAUAUUUUUUCAAUAAAAAAUUAUUGUAUUAA